Messenger RNA from Megalops cyprinoides (Indo-Pacific tarpon), 951 nucleotides. RefSeq names its product complexin-3-like. NCBI's taxonomy places the organism in Eukaryota, Metazoa, Chordata, Actinopteri, Elopiformes, Megalopidae. Gene Ontology annotation, cellular component: SNARE complex; terminal bouton. Gene Ontology annotation, biological process: regulation of neurotransmitter secretion; synaptic vesicle exocytosis; neurotransmitter transport. Gene Ontology annotation, molecular function: syntaxin binding. The coding region runs from base 420 to 890 and encodes 156 amino acids. The transcript has 3 exons. The record is from RefSeq and is a predicted model, not a curated record.
UCAAUGGUGAGUUAUAAUCAGAAGGCGGAUCACGGGAUGCCAUGUGUGGAGGCAACGUCAUCCAGGCAAAUACUUAACCCAGCAAAUAGGAUUGGACAGAAAAAAAAAACUGACAAACUUGUUGGUUCAACUUGAUCUCCAAUGCUUCCCCUUCGCUCUACCUACCCUAGAAAAGGAGCUGUCCGUUAAACACCAGUGCUACAACAACUGGCGCAGCCUUCGUGGGACUACGUCCGCGGAGCGCAGGGAAUAAGAUCCGUUUUGGAGUUGAUUUACCUUGCAGCUGAACAGAUUCACCCAGAGACUAUCUUGGAUCGGCGCGGCUGGAUAUUUAUUCUAAAACAUUCGGCGUCUUCAGAGCGACAAGGGACUUAUUUUACCCAGGCUACCAAUAGUAGACGAUCAACGGAAGCAGAGCCAUGGCUUUCAUGGUCAAACACAUGGUGGGAGGUCAGCUGAAGAACCUGACCGGCGGUUUGGGAGAAGAGAAAUCCGAAGGAGAAAAGUCGGAAGCAGGGAAACAGGGAAUGACUCAGGAGGAGUUUGAACAAUACCAACAGCAGUUAGUGGAGGAAAAGAUGGAGCGAGAUGCCAACUUUGCCAUGAAGAAAGCCGAACGUGCCACAGUCAGAACUCACUUCCGGGAAAAAUACAGGCUGCCCAAAAGCGAGCUGGACGAGACCCAGAUCCAGCAGGCAGGCGAUGACGUGGAGCUGCCCAUGGAGCUGGCCAAGAUGAUCGCCGAGGACAACCAGGAGGAGCAGCACAAGCAGUCGGUCAUCGGCCAGCUGGCCAACAUCCAGAAUGUGGACCUGGACCAGCUGAAGGACAAGGCGCAGGCCACGCUGGAGGACCUCAAGCAGUCAGCCGAGAAAUGCGCCCUCAUGUGACCCCACUUUCCAUUACAUUCAAGCUCACUCAUGUUCCCAACGGCACCCCCCCCCCCCCCAC